Molecule: messenger RNA, 5046 nt
Organism: Lytechinus pictus (painted urchin)
Lineage: Eukaryota; Metazoa; Echinodermata; Echinoidea; Temnopleuroida; Toxopneustidae
Product: fibropellin-1-like
Exons: 12
Coding region: 170-3658 (1162 amino acids)
Biological process (GO): cell communication; axon guidance
Cellular component (GO): membrane
Molecular function (GO): Roundabout binding; calcium ion binding; heparin binding
Source: RefSeq, a predicted model, not a curated record
CGUAUACGUAUCAUGUGAAGUGACGGUCUCAUUUAGACUGAAGGCUUACCUGAAUGAGAAUAGCAGAUUGCUUGAUGGCCAAUGCUGUGAUAAUGUAGAUCGACCAUGCAGUGACAGAUGUGAUAACAGCUUCGAUCUCUGCUUCGGGCCCCCGGGAAAUGACAUCGACAUGGCGAAUUGUCCUUACGGACGCUUACGAACAGGGGCUGUCUUUGACAACCAGGACGACUUCCCAUUUCCUGAAAUCCUCUCUGGAAACAUUCCCAAUCCGAUGUUGAUUAAGGUCCGGGAAUGGGAGAGAGGUAUCAGGGUAAAGGUCGGUGUUUGGGAUAUCGAUCUAGGGCAUGAGCCAAACAGUGUCGAUUUCUACACGAGGAAUUUCGCCAUCCGACCCGACAUCAACUUGAUCGAAGCGCCAAUCUUUAGAUACACGCUUACUGGUGAUGGAUACACAGAAACGAAAGUGGAGAUUAGAGUAUAUUGUUCUGAGCAUUUCUAUGGUGGCAGUUGCGAUGUAUAUUGCAAUCCUGGAGAAACGGGUCAUUACAGUUGUAAUAUCCUUUCUGGCGUGAAGGAGUGCUUCCCUGGUUGGGUUGGACCAGAAUGCGAUGUGAAUGUAAAUGAAUGUGCAUCUCGACCGUGUAUGAACGGUGGUACUUGUGUCGACUUGGAAAACGGAUAUGAAUGUACAUGUGUGGACGGAGCAAUAGGAACCCACUGCGAGCACAAUCCUGACGACUGCAGAGGAGUCGAAUGUCUACACGGCGGACAGUGCAUUGAUGGCUAUGCGUCCUUCACCUGCCGAUGCCAACCUGGUUACACCGGGAUCAUGUGCCAGUUGAACAUUGACGAGUGUGCAUCAUCGCCAUGCAGAAAUGGUGCGCUAUGUCAAGAUCAAGGAAAUGCCUAUUCAUGCUAUUGUCUGGCGGGAUUCUAUGGUGAAAACUGUCAACACGAAUUUGAUGAAUGUAAAAUACUCAAACCCUGCAGGAAUGGAGGAACAUGCUAUGACAGAGUAGCAUCCUUUCACUGCGAAUGUAUGACAGGAUUCGGUGGUCCUGACUGCUCCGUUAACCUUGAUGAAUGUGCAAGCAGCCCGUGUGCGAAUGGCGCUCAGUGUAUCGAUUCGGUUGCUGGUUUUAUCUGUCUUUGCAACGAAGGGUUCCGAGGACUUCUUUGCGAGGAAGACGUCAAUGAAUGUGCGAGCAACCCUUGCGAAAACGGAGCGAGGUGUGUUGACUUGGUAGACUCAUACGAAUGCCAGUGCCUUCCAGGAUAUCUCGGAGAGAAUUGUCAGUUGGAAUCAGAUGAGUGUGCUAGCAGUCCUUGCUUAAACGGAGGCAGGUGCUUGAAUCGAAUAAACGAAUUUCGAUGUAGAUGUCCAGCGGGUUACAGUGGAAGCAGGUGUGAGGUCAACGUCGAUGAGUGUGAAAGUUUACCAUGUUUUAAUAACGCCACCUGCACAGACCAAGUUGAUGGUUUCCAGUGCCAGUGUACACUAGGGUUCACAGGAACAACUUGCAGGAUAAAUACUGAUGAAUGUCUCAGCUCUCCUUGUCAGAAUGGAGGUCAGUGUAUUGAUGGUGUAAAUGGAUAUUUAUGUGAAUGCAGACCAGGUUACUACGGAAAGAACUGUAGAAGAGACAUCAAUGAAUGCGCGAGUGAUCCUUGUAAGAACGGAGCGAUUUGCCGUAAUUUAGUUGACGGCUACGAGUGUGAGUGCAUGGUUGGGUAUGAAGGGAAACACUGCACAACCAACAUCAACGAAUGCGCCAGCAAUCCCUGUCUUAACAGAGGUUCAUGUAUAGAUCAGAUCAACGGAUAUUUCUGUAGAUGUAGGCCAGGGUGGGGUGGGCGGCAUUGCGAGAUCAAUGCCAAUGAAUGUUCAACGGAACCAUGCAUGAAUGGAGGACGGUGCAUCGACGCUGUCAAUGGAUUUUUCUGCCGUUGUCGACCAGGAUUCCGUGGUCGCCGUUGUGAGAUCGACAACAACGAAUGCGCAAGCAACCCAUGUUUGAAUGGAAUGUGUUUAGAUGGGAUUAAUCGAUUUAUUUGUCACUGCAUACAGGGCUUCACUGGAAAGAAUUGUGAAAUUAAUAUCAAUGAAUGUGCAUCUCGCCCAUGCAAAAAUAAUGGAGUCUGUCGAGAUGGUGUGAGUGGUUACACUUGCGUUUGCCCAGCAGGCUACGGAGGCAAGGACUGCCACAUUAACAUCAACGAAUGCUCUACUGGUCAGUGUCAGAAUGGAGCUACGUGCGAGGAUGGAAUCCAUGGAUUUACCUGUCACUGUGCACCUGGAUUUGAAGGUAUUCUCUGUGAAACGAACAUUGAUGAAUGCGCAAGCAGACCUUGCAUCAAUAAUGCAAGAUGCAUUGAUGGGGUCGACAGUUACAGAUGCGAAUGUUUGAUCGGGUAUGAAGGAUACAACUGUGAGGUCAACAUCAAUGAAUGUGCUUCAAAUCCUUGUCGUGGAUUGUCCACCUGUGUCGAUAUGAUAAAUGCGUUCCGGUGUGACUGUAUUGACGGAUACUUCGGCAGCUACUGUGAGACUGAAGUCAAUGAAUGUCUAAGUAACCCUUGCUUGAACGAUGGACAAUGUGUCAAUCGUUUAAAUGGUUACAGAUGUAGUUGUCAACCAGGAUAUGAAGGCCCUCAUUGCGAAUUUAAUAUCAAUGAAUGUAGCCGUCAAACCUGUCAAAACAACGGCAGAUGCAUAGAUGGCGUUGGCAAGUUCUUUUGCUACUGUCGUUCUGGAUUCCGCGGGAAACACUGUGAGGAAAAUAUCAAUGAAUGUGUGAACCACAAGUGUAAAAAUGGCGCAGGUUGCAGAGAUGCGUUGAAUGGUUAUUCUUGCAUGUGUACCGAAGGUUAUACGGGGAUUUUCUGCGAAGAAGACAUCAACGAGUGCAAUUUAAUGAUCGAGCCUUGUCCACCUGAAACUUCAUAUUGUAAAAAUCUUAUCGGGACCUAUGAAUGCUCGAACAUAGCUCCAACCACAAUUCCACCACCAACAACUACCGAAGACCCAUGUGGGUCAAUGCCGUGUGAGAAUGGGGCCACCUGCAUAGUCACGUCAGAAGGAAAAAGAUGUAUUUGUCCCGGUGAUUUCGUGGGAGAAAAUUGUGAAAUUUCGUUUGCUAACACAAUUACUGAGGUGACACUUGAAAAUCACAUCGACCCAUCACUACCUGGUCUGGAGAAACGAUUGGCAGAACUGAUCCACACUGCUACAGGGAAAGAACCUCAUAUCAUGGUGGAAAUCGAUAUCGUCAAUGCCAUCAACGGGUCAUCAUCAAUCACAGGAAUGGCGUUUACAACCGUUGCAUUCAACAUGAGCGUCUUCAAUUCAACCUUCAAUGAAGACUCUUUAAAACUUGCCUUAUUAACCCUCUCAAGAGAGGAACAAGAUCUCAUCAUGAGCCCUUAUAAAAUAUUUAAUGAAACACCAGUAGUGGUUGAAUUCAAGAAUCCAGACAGGACGUGGUCAGAACGGAACUGGUUUGUCAUAUUUCUUCUCUUUGUCUUACUAAUAUCAGCUGCAGUAUUCGGCAUCUGGUACUUGGAUAAGCGAUAUCCGGCAUGUGAAGGAGAAAGCAGAAUGGGAAAAUGGAAACGACUUUUAAACAUCCCACAAGAGAAGGCUGCAGAAAAGAAAUGAUCUUCAAGGGACUAUUGAAAAAAUAGUUUGAUUUAAUUAAUGAACAUUUUAUGCUAUCCUUCAGUUUUGAGCAGCACUUAAUACGAAGUUGGCAAGAAAACUCACCCUUCAUGCCCUUAGAUUGCGCCUUUCAGGACAUGAAAUCCCAAGUGUCAAGCACACUCAGGGGGCGGAUCAAGGAUUUUGGAAAUCGUGGAUGGCAAAUAAUCGAAUUUAAAGGGAGAGUUUCUAGUCCCCCCCCCCCCCAAUUAUUGUAUUCGACUCCUAAAAAAAUCUGAUAAGUAAAACAAAAACACAGACAGGGAAAAAUAAUUCAUUCCUCAAUACAAAUUAUAGGGCCAAAGCCUAUCACCUCCAUGGGGGGGGGGGGGGGCAGUGUACACAACAUUCUUCCCAAUAAACAUGCCCUUUCCCCUCCGGUCUUGUGCCUGUAGCUUAAACCUUAUGUUCUGAAUAAUGUUUGUUUCCUUACAGGAAUAUAUGCUCUUGAUUACUAGAUUUUCUAGUUUGUUCCUCCCACGUGAUCAUAGGAUAUUACAGAAUAAUCUAAUGACUUAAUUUCAAUAACACUCAGAAAUUGAAAAAAAAAACGUUUUAUCUGAAGUGCAACUAUUAUGCUUUAUAAUGACUUUAAGCAUUAGAAAGAUAUGGAAAACGAUGAACUUGGAGAUGAAUGGGGAAACAAAACAUUUAUUAUUUUUUCACAUUAUACUCCUGCUUUAGAUAAUUUGAAGACUCCUAAAUCAAAAUUGUUUUAUUACCCGAUUCUUAAUACAUGGGGAAAUUAUACUGCAUUGUUCAUUUUUUGGGAUUUUUUGUGAAGUUCUUGCUUGUACAUAAAUGCCGAGUGUGCAUGUUUUUUGUAUUCAUACUUCAAAAGUAAGAGUUCUGAACAAACUGAAAUGAUUGUGGGUAUUACCUGAGAUAGAUAAGAUUGGUGUACGCAAAUUGAAUUCCUUGAACAUGUUAAAUCCAAGUAUUGUAUUUCAUUUAUUAAAAUAACAUUGUCAAUUGAAACAUCGCUCCUAGGUUCCUGUGAAAUGAAUAUAAGUUGAACAUCACAGUAGUAUGUUUCCUGAUUAAAUAAAAUGAGUUUGAAUUGGUUAGAAUCAGUUUGAUGCAAUGAGCUAGAAUUAAAAUAUUAAUUGUUAUACUUAUAUUUGUAUUAAGGUAAACUUGCAUGCUCACAGUGAAUAUUGUAAAUAUCCUUUUUUUAUAAUUAUCCUGGAGAACUUCUGGAACUUUCAUAUAAUGUGCAAUAAUAAAAGUAUCAAACUUAAUAUAUUUUCUAAUUACAAAAGGAAUUACUAAGAUAUUUUGAGAAAUAUAUUGAUGUGUGUAUAUCUUACAGAAAUAAAUAUGGAGAUCCUUCGAUAUUUUAUUAUAAA